Perkinsus marinus ATCC 50983 is the source of this 873-nucleotide messenger RNA. RefSeq lists its product as hypothetical. Lineage: Eukaryota; Perkinsozoa; Perkinsida; Perkinsidae. Gene Ontology annotation, biological process: pyrimidine nucleotide-sugar transmembrane transport. The record is from RefSeq and is a predicted model, not a curated record. Gene Ontology annotation, molecular function: pyrimidine nucleotide-sugar transmembrane transporter activity. Gene Ontology annotation, cellular component: Golgi membrane. The transcript has 2 exons. Bases 1 to 873 code for a protein of 290 amino acids.
AUGGGAGUUAUAGGAGUCUACAUUGGGUCAAUGCUGAUGUUCGGCGCGCUGAAUACGCUGAUAGGGAAAAUACAAUUUCAAACUUCAUCUGUUGGCAUCGACGGUGAAAAACAUCUUUUCGCAAAACCAUGGUUUAACACUUUUUCAAUGUUCAUGGGAAUGUCACUCAGCAUUGUGGCGUACUUGAUAAGCGUUUAUAUAAAACGUCGGAGAACUAACGAGAAAAUCGAUCAGGAGGAACCUCUGCUGGAGCCCAUAAGAAGGCCUGAUACAAAUCAUAAAGUGAAACGAUACCUUAUGAUUGGUCUGCCCGCCGCGUUGGAUCUAACUGCUACGGUUAUGUGCUUUGUGGGGCUUCUGUACAACCCUGCAUCGGUCUGGCAAAUGCUGAGAGGCGCGGAAAUAAUAUUUUGUGCAAUCCUGUCGGUAUUUUUCCUGGGAAGACGUUUACAAGCUCACCAUUGGGUUGCGGUUGGUCUGUGUUUUAUCGCAAUUCUUAUCGUUGGUUUUGCCAAUUUGAUGAGUUCGCAAAACUCCACCCCUGCUGGAGGCGACCCUACGAUGAUGCUAAUUGGUAUGGUUAUGAUAGUCGCCGGACAGAUCGUGCAAGCAGGCCAGGUUGUCUGUGAGGAAAGGCUCAUGAAAGAGUGGACGGUGUCACCACUGCAAUUGGUCGGACUCGAGGGAAUUUGGGGUUGUUUUUUCAUGUGUAUAAUCGUCUUCCCAAUCUUGCAAAGGAUCCCAGGAGAAGAUCGCGGAAGUAUGGAAAACACGAUUGACACUUUGAAGAUGCUCCAAAACAACUAUACGCGAAUUGAAAAUGUCGAGAGCAUUUCAGUGUAUGCCCACCAGCAACUCGAUGGUCGCACUUGA